Messenger RNA from Cladophialophora bantiana CBS 173.52, 1434 nucleotides. RefSeq lists its product as uncharacterized. Gene Ontology annotation, biological process: spliceosomal complex disassembly. The record is from RefSeq and is a predicted model, not a curated record. Gene Ontology annotation, cellular component: U2-type post-mRNA release spliceosomal complex. Bases 1 to 1434 code for a protein of 477 amino acids. The transcript has a single exon. Lineage: Eukaryota; Fungi; Ascomycota; Eurotiomycetes; Chaetothyriales; Herpotrichiellaceae.
AUGGCGACACUCUUUACAGCGCGACGGAAACCGAAGCGUGUUGCGCGGGAAGAGCCAGAUAAUCUGCCAGAUGAUGGCGACGAAGGUACGUUGCGUCCGCGACUUUCGCCCACACAUGUCUACUGCAUGUUACUCUAUCUGACACUUCUUCGCCAAUUUAGUGUGAUCGUUCCCGCUGACGGCGAGUAUGUAGACACCGGCCCCGUCGUAAGACGACCGACUCACAAUGCUCCACGAACAAAAUCCAAGCUACGAGUAUCAUUCAACCCGGGUGAGGAAGACGGAUCAGGAGCAGGAGAAGCCGCAGAUUCUGGCGCGGCGCCGCAAAUCAAAUCAGCGACAAGACUAGGCCUAUCCACUGCCGCACAGGAUAUCCUCACCCGAAGAGACCACGAGGACAGAGAAGGCGAGGGUCAAAACCACGACAGACCGAAAUACAACAAGGCCUACCUUGACGAACUGCGCAACUCCACCCCAUCGACGCCGCGAGACCUCUCAUCUCGUGGGAGCCCGUCUCUGGACUUGGUCGAGCCAUCGGCGAAUUUAGAACUCGAUCUUGAAAGCAAAUUUGGUAAGCCGGUAACUCUAUCCUCCGCAAUCUCCUCCCACAUCCCCAGCGCCGCAGAAAUCCGAGAGAAGAAAGAUCGGCGGGCGCGGCUAGCGAAAGAGCAGGCUGCGGGAAGUACGGAAGAUUUCAUCGCAUUGGAAGAUUACGACUCGGAUGGCGAAUUCAAACCCCGCCGCAUGCAAGUCUCCUCUUACCUAGUUCCGCCGAGGGAGAAGGAGACACGCCUUGUCCGUGAAGAUGAAGAUAUCGCCGAGGGAUUCGACGACUUCGUCGAGGACACCGGCCGCGUCACACUUUCCAAGAAGGGGCUUCGAGAACAGAGUCGGAAGGAGAAGGAAGCAAUCCGGAAUCUCAUCAACGAAGCCGAAGGUGGGAGUCCCGACAACUCCCUCGACGGCGACGGCGGUUCCGCUUCUGAUUCCGACUACGAACGGAGACGAGAGUACGAGUUGGCCCAGACGCAACACGGUAUGGAUGGGCUCUCCUCCCACGCCGUCCACAAGCGCCAAUUGAACCGACCGCGCCAACCACGAGAGACCACACUCAUCCCCAAACUCAGCGUCGGGCUGACACGCCUGCGCGACAUGGUCUCGGCCUUGGAAUUCGAGCGAGCCAAGAUCGUGAAACGCAAGGCCGACAUCGAGCGCGAGAAGGCCGAGAUUAAGCAAAGCCAGGAUCAUAUUCAGAGGAGCCUCGAAGAGGCCGGCCAGGAGCUCGAGAGAGUCCGCAGGGAACAUGCAGAGAGAGUGAACGGCGCGCGGUCGGGAACACCCAUGGAAACGGAUGGUCGCCACAUGGACUCCUCAACUCCAGCGGCCGCUGUGGCCGAGAGGGGUCUGGAAUCUUUCGGAGACCACCACCUUUAA